GUUCCCAUAACCCAAUCAGUUCACUCCAGCAAUUUGUCCCUACACGGAAUAUUUAGCCAGUGGAGGUCCAGCGUGAAGCCAUCAAACCAAAUCUGUACUUCUUGAAUGUUCGCUAGACAAUCUGUAGCGACCCAAAGACGCCGGAAGGGGUUUACUAAAUCCGCAGAAAGUAUCGUUAAACAAAAUAUUUAGGAUAUUUUCUUAUUGAACUAUCGCCAUUCUACCAUGGUGUUGAAAAGUGAACUAGAACAUUUCUGUUAGAACAUUUGUAGCAGUAAGAACAUUUUGUGAAGCUGGUGAGCAUGGAACAAGAAGCGCUAAUGAAAGGUCAAGGCCGAGUCAACCAAUUGGGCGGCGUGUUUAUCAAUGGACGGCCCCUGCCCAAUCACAUUCGUCUCAAGAUUGUCGAGCUCGCCUCACAGGGUGUUAGGCCGUGUGUCAUUAGUAGACAGCUUCGUGUGUCUCAUGGGUGCGUGUCCAAGAUCCUACAGAGGUACCAGGAAACCGGAAGUAUCCGGCCAGGUGUGAUAGGCGGAAGUAAGCCACGAGUCGCCACGCCAGAGGUCGAAGGUCGAAUAGAGGACUACAAGAGGGACAACCCCGGGGUCUUCAGCUGGGAGAUCCGGGACAAGCUGCUCAAGGUGGGGGAAAACCACGACGGCGUGUGUGACCGGACCAGCGUGCCUACCGUGAGCUCCAUAUCACGUGUCCUGAGAUCUCGCUGCCCACGAGACGAGACGGGAAUCGACGUGAGCAGCCAAGAUGAUGACGUCAGAGGCGAGCACCUCGUUGACCCUGACAAAGAAGAUCUCUCUGAAUGUGACUCCGAGCCUGGCCUGGAGCUGAAAAGAAAACAAAGACGGAGCCGGACGUCAUUCACUAGCGAGCAGCUGGAGGAGCUGGAGCGGGCAUUUGAACGGACACACUACCCGGACAUCUACACGAGGGAGGAGCUGGCACAGCGGACAAAGUUGACAGAGGCCCGCGUACAGGUCUGGUUCAGCAACAGACGGGCCAGAUGGCGUAAACAGGUGGGCAGCAACCAGCUGUCUGCCAUCAACUCCUUCCUUCAGCUGCCACAGAUGCCCCACCAGUCCGCCCCCUCCCACAACCUUCACCCCUCCAGCCAGUCCGUCCCCACCCCACACCACCAGGACCAGCUUCAGAUGCCAGCCGUGCAGUCACAGGCGCAGCUCCAGCCACCGGCUCCAACUCCAGCUUUCAUGUUCAAUGACUCCAGUUACAACUUGUCGAACCCUUCAGAUACCUUCUGGCAGCAUCGCUCCCAACUGACGUCACUUCACCAAGCUUUUACCCCCACCUUCAAACCGGAAGUGGCGUAUAACGGUUUUAUGGAUUCCUACCUGACCCACGCCGCCCAG
This is a messenger RNA of Physella acuta, 1382 nucleotides long. RefSeq names its product paired box protein Pax-3-B. Lineage: Eukaryota; Metazoa; Mollusca; Gastropoda; Physidae. Gene Ontology annotation, biological process: regulation of transcription by RNA polymerase II; anatomical structure development. The record is from RefSeq and is a predicted model, not a curated record. Gene Ontology annotation, molecular function: RNA polymerase II cis-regulatory region sequence-specific DNA binding; DNA-binding transcription factor activity, RNA polymerase II-specific.